This is a messenger RNA of Oreochromis niloticus (Nile tilapia), 3352 nucleotides long. RefSeq lists its product as uncharacterized. NCBI's taxonomy places the organism in Eukaryota, Metazoa, Chordata, Actinopteri, Cichliformes, Cichlidae. The transcript has 7 exons. The record is from RefSeq and is a predicted model, not a curated record. Bases 1959 to 3020 code for a protein of 353 amino acids.
UAUUACUUUUUUUUCUUAUUUAGUCUGUAUAUCUAAAAAUGAACCAUUUUACAUUUAUUUCAAGCAAAAAUAGCUUUUAGAUAGAGUGUAAAACAAAAAUUAUCUCAAAAUAAGAAACAUUCACCUUUUUCCUUGAAAUAAGAAAGUCACUCAUUGGAAGGUAUUUAUUUCAGGUUUUUAAAGAAAGGACAUCUUCAAGGUUAUAUUUUGUCAUAACAUAGACACUGUUUCUGAAAUUGACUGGGUAAUAUGACGUAAAAUCAAGUAGGUUUUCAACAUCAGUCAGUUCAGUUGCUUGGGCAAGGUUGGGAAUUGCAAUUUCAUAGGCAAGAAAGUCUUUGUUGAAACCCAAGGUUUCAUACACCUGGUAUUCAAAACAAUAAAGUACACUAUUAACAAUAAAAAUGUUUUUUACAAGUCCAAAGAUAGGGUUUAAACCAUUUGCUGAAAUGAGUAUAAGAGACCUGUCACAGAUGUACAGUAUUUGUUUCCAUGUAAAAUAAGCCACUUUACUCUAACGGCAUGAUGUAUAGCAUCUUCAAUCCCCAAAAAAUCUACAACCUUUGAUUGCAAAUGGUCCAUAUUAGCAACCUCUGAUAUAGGACCUAGUUCUUUCUCAUUUACAAAUAUCGGAUGCUCAGUUCCUGCUUCACUUUGGCAACACUCCAGCAGCUGAUUGUGGUUUACAAGAGACUUGCACACAUUCUUAAAGUUUAAUUUGGAUGACCAUUGUUUAAAAAAAAACUGUGUUUAGACUUGAAUCUCAUGCACAUAUGACGUAUUACAGGUCCCAGGGCAAUAAUUUGAGAGGGAAGAUGCAGCAUGUAAUGUUGCUUUGGGAUUACAUUUUUUUCUGGGAACAGUUGCCUGAAUUGUUUAAGAUGAUCUUCUAUCAUUUUUUUUAGUUUGGACACAGUUUGUAAAGACACAACUGGGGCAAAAAGUAUUUUAACAAUUUCAAUUAAAUCCAAAAUAAACUGAAUAAAGGGAUUUUUCUCUACAACACUGUACAAUAAGAAUGGCAAAAUCUUGAUCAAUAUAAGCAUUUGUCCAGAGGAUUGUUUGAGUCUGUUGUCACUUGAAGCUAAAGUAGCAAUACUAAUUGGUGAAGGCUUGUCACGUAUGUCCGCUGAUGAAAAAGGAAAGUUCUGCAUGGCAGAAUUAAACAAGUCCAAUUCCAAAUUUCCAGAUAAAACAAGGUAUUUCAACACACACUUAAUUUCCAUUGGUGCCACUCCUUCAAGAAUUACAUGCAUAAUAUCCUGUGGCAUCUGCUCUGUGAGAUUAAAACCUGGGAAAUCAACUAAUCAACUAAUCAACUCAUGCUGGGCAAGAGUGUCUCCGCAGCUAGUUUGGGAAAUACCAAGUUCAUGGGGGGAGGGGGGUAUUACAAACUGUAGCUGUAAAAACAAAAAAUGGUCACAAAUAAGGUAAAAUGAAAUAACACCUAUAAGAGUUUAUUUUAAAUCAAUGAAGAAGAAAUUUACCUAUCAUACUGACUGUGUUUUAUGAACGUACAAACCACUAAAUUGUAUAUAGAAGCAAAAAUUGAGAUGUCCACCCCCUUUAUGUUCUAUGUUAGUUGUUACCUAACUCCGUUUGAAUUUGGAGUCACAGGAAUCUUCUGCACUUGAGCGUUGAAAGACAAAAUGUAAGAGAAAACUUCAUCAAGGAAGAGAGUUGCUACAGGCCCUCCAACUGCUGAUGCUAAUGUAGGCCAGCUGAAAACCUUGCAGCUCCCCAGUCCUCCGGAAUAUGUUGUGUACACCGACAGUGAGUUGGAGCAAUGCCGAAAGAGUUACCUGGAGUUGGCCUGCUCCGGCAGGGAACAAGCAUGCGUCAUGUCAAAAGAACUGAGAUGCAGAUUGGUGAGAAAUACAAUCACAAGUAUGGUGUCCCUUUUGAGAGCAAGCCAAGGCCAAAUGGAGUGAUACCCCUCUAAGACCGAAAUCACUGCAAUGGCUAAAAAAGUUGUGGAAUAUUAUCCUAUGCUGCAGGAUAAUGAUGCAAGCGUAAAACACGAGAGCAUUAAUGCCAAGUUACAAAAAAGGCUGCAAAAUAUGAAAACCCCAGUAAAAAGGCAAGGACCAACACCGGAGAGGGGACGGCCCAAGAGAAGGCUCACUGACCUCUCCCCAAGGGAUGAAGAAGCUGAUGAUGAAGAUGCUGAUCGCAGUUCUUCCAGUGGUGCAUCUACUCUGUUAUCACCUGUCAGAAAUUCUGACGAUGCCUCCACUUCAUCUGACAAGGAUAGUCGGCAAAUACAAGCAAGACAUUACAAAACAUUACAAGAAAUGUGCAAGAAGGCAAAACCAAACCAAGAAGAUGUGUCCCAGCUAUUAGACCUCGAGUUUGAAGCCAGAAGAUCCUUCAUUGACUCAGACACCAUGAAAGAGGAGAACAGAGCUCGCCUCAUCUUGGAUGCAUAUCCAUGCUUUAAAGAAUUGCAUCAUGCAUUGGGUGAGCUUCGCAGAAUUUUGGAUCCCCACAACAAGUUCAUCAGUCAAAUAAAACUGAGAUGGGAAGAAUUCUGCUCCAGGGUAGAGUUCUACGGUGUGUCAAAGAAGGCAAUGAAUCCACCAAUGACCAUGGACAAAACUGAAGCCCACCUUGCACUGAUGAAGGCUCUUCCAACGCUCUUUCCCACACCUGCCCAUCCACCAAAAAAGAUGGGGAAUGCUUCUGAAGCAUUUCUACAUGUCCUGAAGCCUACAGAAGAUCCAGAUGCUGUCCUCCAGAAACGAAGCUUGUCAUGUCCAGUAGUGAUGUUCGAUGGCUGCAAGUGUGUCAUUGCUGUUGGUAAUUUACCAGUUACAACAUUUGACAAAGAAAAACUUGGUGAGGCUAUGAUAUAUGUGAUGGCAUACUUUUAUGCACUCCAUCUGACUUACCCCAAAUGCGUGGCAACCCUGCUGUCUGUCAUUCAGACAGAAGUUCUCCAGGAUGCCAUUCAUGAGCAUGACACUACAUCAUCUUACAGAAAAGCCCUGGCAGAAUGGCAUGCAUUUAUUGGAAAGUAGUGUGUAAAUUUCAGAUAAGAUUAUGAGAGGGCACUUUUGUUUUGUUUUUUGUUUUUUCAAUCUGGGUCUUAUUUCUAAAAUGGAAAAUGUUCAUUUACUCACCCAGACAAGAUCUGUGGUAUUUGGUGUCAUUCGAAAGAAAUUUGAAUCUUUGUGGUCUUCCUAUGUCACUCGUCAAUUUUAAUGGGGCAAUGGCGAAACCUCUAAGGCUGUUGAAAUGUUGAAACCACUUAAACAAACUCAUAAUGUUGGACCUGUACUGUUCAAUUGUAUCUUUAUUAUCUGCAGGUUAUUGUUAAAGUGGACAAAUAAAGAUGGACACUUUUGCUCUG